This is a messenger RNA of Zasmidium cellare ATCC 36951, 762 nucleotides long. RefSeq lists its product as uncharacterized. NCBI's taxonomy places the organism in Eukaryota, Fungi, Ascomycota, Dothideomycetes, Mycosphaerellales, Mycosphaerellaceae. The transcript is spliced from 4 exons. The coding region runs from base 1 to 762 and encodes 253 amino acids. The record is from RefSeq and is a predicted model, not a curated record.
AUGGCCAACCACGGCCUCACAGUCGAGGAUGCAGACCGGCUUCUGGAUCCCAUCGUCGACUUCCCGGAUCUGGGCUCAGCUUUUGAGCGAGUAAGGCCGAUAACAGACUUUCGAAAGGACGAUGCAGAGGCACGAAUAUUGUACAUUUGUCGACGGAUACAACCUGAAGGCCAGACUGGAGGGCCACAAGACGGGAAAGAUGACUUAUUCGUGCUGAAGUGCAAAGUGCAAGCACCAUCCGUCCUCGCCGGCGGCCUCACAACACCCAUACCAGGACCAAGCGAACAUACCAAGGACGAACUGAGAGCUCUGAAAACAUUCGCCGAUACCAAAUCGCCGUCUCUACCCCACCUCGUGGCAACGAAAACCGUCGUCCAAGGCGACGAUGGACCGAUGCCUGGUGGAUACAUUGCGUAUAUCGUCAUGACUUUGAUGCCCGGGAGGGAUCUGAUGGAUUUGAAGUUUUGGAGUAUGGAGGAGCCACGGAAGGCGGAGAUUCGGAGGGCUUUUGUGGUGGCGUUGAAACAAGUUUGGAGGUUGGGAUUUGAUCCUUAUGAUUGUGCUUUGAGGAAUAUUCUGUGGGAGGCGGAGACGCAGACUCUGUCUCUUGUCGAUUUCGAGCAUUGGCAUAGCACGACGAGGGACCCUAUCAAUAUGGACGUGCAGGAUGAGAUGCAGAGAUGGGGGAUUGUGCAGCGGGCUCCGUCGAAAACCCACUGGGAAGAGUGGUUUUAUGCGGAGGGUUUGACCACGAAGCGAUAG